This is a messenger RNA of Ustilago hordei, 2007 nucleotides long. RefSeq names its product putative vacuolar protein sorting protein VpsB. The record is from RefSeq and is a predicted model, not a curated record. The coding region runs from base 1 to 2007 and encodes 668 amino acids. Lineage: Eukaryota; Fungi; Basidiomycota; Ustilaginomycetes; Ustilaginales; Ustilaginaceae. Gene Ontology annotation, biological process: intracellular protein transport; vesicle-mediated transport. Gene Ontology annotation, cellular component: Golgi membrane. The transcript is spliced from 3 exons.
AUGGACGUCACCAAGGCCGUGUCGGCGUACAUUCAACGCAUGAUAACCGAGGUUACAGGUAUCAAAGUUCUUUUGCUCGACCAGCACACCACACCCAUCAUCUCAACUUCCUUCACGCAGUCUUCGCUACUCAGCCAUGAGGUAUACCUCACCGAUCGUGUCGACAAUGCCAAUCGCGACCGUAUGCGCCAUCUCAAUUGCAUCGCGCUAGUUCGUCCAACACCGCAAUCGAUCUCAGCUCUGACUCGAGAGCUUCGCCAGCCAAAAUAUAAGUCUUACUGGCUCUACUUCACCAACGUCCUCCAGAAGCAGGACAUUGAACUUCUCGCAGAAGCAGACGAGCACGAGGUGGUCAAGGAGAUUCAAGAGUUCUUUGCCGAUUACCUUCCAGUCAAUUCCGAUCUUUUCUCACUCAAUAUUGAUACCCCCCCAUCACGCAUCUGGGCCGACAGCCCCGCCGCAUGGGAUCAGCAAGGUCUCGACCAACAUAUCAAAGGCCUCCUUGCUCUCUUGCUCAGCCUCAAGAAGCGCCCCAUCAUACGAUACGAGAGGAUGAGCUCGCUCGCAAAGAAGCUGGGAGAAGAGCUUUCAUACCAAAUCAACAAUAGCCAAGCGGGUCUUUUCGACUUCAGGAGAACAGAAACGGCCCCUUUGCUCCUAAUCUUAGAUCGCAGGAAUGACCCCGUCACACCGUUGCUGACGCAAUGGACAUAUCAGGCAAUGGUUCACGAGCUUCUCGGUAUCCGCAAUGGGCGUGUUAGUCUUGCUGACGCCGAUGGUGUACGUCCAGAUCUCCAGGAAAUCGUUCUGUCCGGAGAUCAGGAUCCUUUCUUCUCCGCCAACCUCUAUGACAACUUCGGAGACUUGGGCGCCUCGAUCAAGAAGUAUGUCCUAGAAUACCAGUCCAGGACCGCUUCGAAUGCCACCAUCGAUACGGUUGCCGACAUGAAACGCUUCGUUGAAGAGUAUCCAGAGUUCCGUAAACUUGGCGGCAAUGUCAGCAAGCACGUUGCACUUUUGGGCCAACUUAGUCGUCGGGUGGAGAAAGACUCGCUGCUGGAGAUCUCGGAGUUGGAGCAGAGUCUUGCCAGCGUGGAAAGUCACGCUGCAGAUCUCAAGGCUGUUCAGGCCAAGAUCGAAUCACCAAAGAUUCCCCAUGACGCCAAGAUCCGCGUCGCUAUCCUCUAUGCAUUGAGAUAUCAAAAGCUGCCUAGCAAUCAGAUCCAGAAGGUGGUGCAAGAUCUGCUCCAAGCUGGCGUUCCAGAAAGUCGAGCCGCACUAGUUUUUGUUACACUCAACAUCGCCGGAGCGGAUCAAAGGCAGGAUGACCUGUUCGCCAAUGAGAACUUCUUCUCCAGAGGCAGAAGCGCACUCAAGGGUCUCAAGGGUGUUGAAAAUGUAUACACCCAGCACACCCCUCAUCUGGUCCAAACGGUGGACAACCUGAUGCGCGGAAGGUUAAGAGACACAAGCUAUCCCUUCGUAUCUCCGAGCCAAACUGGUACACCAUCAAAUCCCGCAGAGAGACCGCAAGACGUCAUCUUGUUCAUCAUUGGUGGUGCAACCUACGAAGAAGCUCGCUCGAUCGCGCUCCUCAAUGCUCAGCAUCAACGCGGUGCACAGGUCGCAGCACAACAGUCGCCUGUCGGUGGCAUGGUUGGCACUGGGACUAGAUUUCUGCUCGGCGGUACCUCGAUACACAACAGCAAAACAUACUUGGAUAUGAUACAAGAUGCCGCUUCACGCUUCGAUGGGCGAUUUGCAAAGCCCCCCGCCAACCUGGGCAGCGGUGGACCGGCGCUGAAUUUAAGCAUUGGGCCCGUGCAAUUAGCGGUCGGAGGUGGAGCAGGUGGCUCGAGGCAGGAUGGCUCCGUUGCCGGCGCGGCUGCCAAUCUUCUCCACCCGGAAUACCUGGGCGAGGCAGCAAGUGGUGCCAAAGAUCUGGCCACCGGUAUCUUCAGCCGUGUAAGGAAAGGCGUUGAGGGCACCAUUAGCGGCUUGCAAUGA